CUUAUCAGAAAUAUUUUCUCCUUCAAAAUAGUCACAAUCAGAUAAAUUAUUAUAGUUUUUUUAAGUGAAAUUUAAUUUAAAAAAAUUAAAAAAUCUCGCUGAGAAAAUGUCUGUUAAUACAGCCCACGCCAAUAAUGGCGUAUUAAUACACGCUGGAGAAUACAUCUUAAUCCAUAGCGACAACAUAUCGAUGGACUUUUCGGGCCAGGACAACCCGAUUUUUCGUGGCUCCAAGCAGGGUCGUAUUUAUUUGACAUCCCAUCGGUUGAUUUUUAAUAAUAAAAAAUCAGGCGAUGAAAUGCAGUCAUUUAGUGCACCGUUUAUUGCUAUGAAUGAUGUCGAGCUUGAACAACCUGUGUUUGGAGCCAACUACAUUAAGGGCAAAGUACGUGCCCAACCAAAUGGUAAUUUUGUGGGUGAAGUUAAAUUUAAGCUUUACUUUAAAUCGGGUGGUGCUAUUGAAUAUGGCAUGGCAUUGCUACGUGCUGCUAAAACGGCCCAAAGCAACUACCAUAAUAGUGGUGGAGGCUACGAUGAUCCACCACCAUAUACACCUUCAGGUAACUGGCAUGAGGCACCUCCACCAGCCUAUCAGCCACCACCUGGCUACUACGGUUGGUUGCCGCAACACGAUGCCUUUAGUGGUCCAGCACCGAAUACUGUUUUUAUGAGUGAUAAUCCACCACCAUACCCAGGCAUUGGGGGACCACCACCAGCAUAUAAUCCACAAGCUCAGGGAUUGUAUCCAUCGGUUCCAACACAUCCCUAUAAUCCACAACAACAACAGCCAUACAAUCCACAACCAUACAAUCCACAGCCAUAUAAUCCUCCAGCUCAGGAUUGGAGUGGUUUUGGCAUGCCUCAACAGCCACCACCACAACAACAGCACCAACAAAACCAGAACCAAAAUCAACAACAACGCAAUGGCUCAAAUAAUUCGUCUCAACAACAGGAGGAAAUGCCCUCAUGGAAUGGUUUCUCUUUGCCACCACCCGAUGAGGAGGAACGUCAACAACAACGCCAACAACAAAAUCAACAAUCAUCUGCACCUCCAGCCCAUACUGGCGGCUGGGGAGGUGGGUAUCCACAACCGCCUCCAUACGGAGCGCCUUCACAACCUUAUCCACCUUAUCCCGUGUAUCCCCCACAAUCCGGGUAUCCACCAUACCCACCACAACCACAGCAAUUUGGAGGUGGUUUUCCUCCUUAUCCUCCAGCUGCUGGCGGUCCUCCACCACCAGCAGGUGGCAUGGGUUUCACUGCACCACCAGCCAAUUCAAAAGAAGCAGAGGCCUUAGCAAGUGCUUUUAAUACAACUGAAAAUCAACGUCAAAAUAGACCCGGGCCUAGUGAUAUGCCACCAGCUUAUGAGGACUUGCCUCCAAACUACAACGAUCCUAACCGCAGAUAUCAAUAAAUAAAUAAUUGAAGAUUUUCUAAAUUUAUAUUGUAUUGGUAUUUAAAUAAUAAUGGUCAUUCCCUACUAAAAUGUUGCUUUGCUUCUAUAUAUAACCAAAUAAUGUUAAAAUUCUAUUGAUAAUUUGUAGUCAACAAAUAUUUAUUUCUAAAUUGUUUUUAAACAUUUAUUUUGUUAACAUUUUUCGUUAAUCUUUCAUUUUAACAACUUUAUUACAACUUAAUUACUAGUUGAAUAAUUUGUUUUGAUUUUUUUUUCUUUUUUUCUAUAUUGUUUAUUUAUUUUUUUAAUAAUAAUUAUCUUUACAUAUUUUUUUUUGUCACAAAAUAUAUUGUAUUGGUAUUUAUUUUUCUAUAAUUGUAUGUAUUCAAUGUAUUACACUGUAUUUAAAAUUUUGCAUAUUAACUAUAAUUAAUCAAGAUAAA
Calliphora vicina (urban bluebottle blowfly) is the source of this 1842-nucleotide messenger RNA. It is a transcript of the gene Wbp2, whose product is annotated as WW domain binding protein 2. The record is from RefSeq and is a predicted model, not a curated record. Gene Ontology annotation, molecular function: transcription coactivator activity; chromatin DNA binding. Bases 107 to 1417 code for a protein of 436 amino acids. Gene Ontology annotation, cellular component: nucleus. The transcript is spliced from 6 exons. Gene Ontology annotation, biological process: positive regulation of DNA-templated transcription. NCBI's taxonomy places the organism in Eukaryota, Metazoa, Arthropoda, Insecta, Diptera, Calliphoridae.